Manduca sexta (tobacco hornworm) is the source of this 1374-nucleotide messenger RNA. RefSeq lists its product as uncharacterized. The record is from RefSeq and is a predicted model, not a curated record. Gene Ontology annotation, molecular function: RNA polymerase II cis-regulatory region sequence-specific DNA binding; protein dimerization activity; DNA-binding transcription factor activity, RNA polymerase II-specific. The coding region runs from base 36 to 875 and encodes 279 amino acids. The transcript is spliced from 3 exons. Gene Ontology annotation, biological process: regulation of transcription by RNA polymerase II. NCBI's taxonomy places the organism in Eukaryota, Metazoa, Arthropoda, Insecta, Lepidoptera, Sphingidae.
UGACGUAGUUUCCUUCUCCAGGGUGUCCAUCAGCCAUGGCUUCAGACCAGGAGUCGUGUUCGGACGAGGAGCCCGACAGCGAGAUGCUGAGCGAUGAUCUGUGUCUCCCAGACAGCGAUGACGACCGGCAACCCAGGACUGUGCAGACCCUGUCCGAGGACCUGCAGCCCCUGAACUCUUGCAUCAUCCGCGCACCUCGCAAGCUCUUCACGAACUGCCGCGAGCGCUGGCGGCAGCAGAACGUGUCGGGUGCGUUUGCUGAGCUCAGGAGACUGGUGCCGACCCACCCGCCUGACAAGAAGCUGUCCAAGAACGAGAUAUUGAGAAUGGCUAUUAGGUACAUAGGCCUUCUUUGCGAAGUCUUGGAGUGGCAAAAGACUCACGGCCUAUCCAUGAACAAGGAAAACUCCGCAUCUCUCGCCAUCAAAUGCGAAUCACCUCUCAGUCCUCAAUCUCGACGACUGCUCCUGAAGCGGCCUUAUUACGAAGACGAAGGUCCUAGAGCUAAGGUCUUCGACAGCGACCAGAGGUGUGGUAACGAAGAGAAUGAGGAAACUAUCUUCCGAAGAUCCUGCCAGAGGACUUCGAUCAGUACAAGGACAGAAAUAAUCUUCGGGAAGGACCAUCUGAGAGUUUUUAAGAAUCAGUACUACUUUCCUUCUAGAUGGAGGCAGAAUAUGCCGUUCAGGAAUAUUGCUGAUAGGAAUGGUAAUAAUUUGUUGAUGAUAGCUCCCGCACAGAAUGGUAAAGAUGAUGGUAAGAAUGGUCAAAAGACAAGGACAAGGACGAUGGUAAAUAAAGCGAUGGUGAAUUUAAUGUUGGUGACAUUUAUUAAUUUUGGAAUCGUUUGUUUAUCCCAAUUGAACAAGUUUUAGAACUUGUUAAGAAGGACGUUUAUCGCGUAUCCAUAAUACAUGGAUUAUUUUACCAAAUUCCAUAAAAUCAAAGCGAGUUUCCCAUUUAAGGAAUUUAGGCACUGGGUUUUGAAUAACUGCAGUUUUAAAACACUUUUAUUGUAUUCAGGUUUAGAUUUUAAAGCCAGUAUAGUUACUGACCAUAAUAGUUUAGCUCACUGGACGAGCGCGGUGCUAUCAUUCAGAGCAUCUUGCAUUCAGCAUGUAAAAUAUUGAGAAAAUAUUGAGUGGUGAUAAUUGGUUAGGCGAUAAAAGAGGCACUAUAAGUAGGUGGGACAUUGAAUUGAACCUUAACUCAUUCAUUAAAGAAGAUCCGUGGUUUUAUCAACUGUAUAUUCGUAUGAGUUGUAAUUGUUAUUAUUUAAGCUAAGAUGUAUAAAGGCUAUUUCAGUUUCCGAGUAAAAAUAUGUUUCUAUUCGAGCGCGGCAAAGUGAUCCCAUUGCACCCUAUGGUAAGUGGA